GUAGCGGUACCUACUAUCUCUAUCCACUAGUGUACAAUUCGUGACGUUCGUUAUCAGUUGGUACACUACUUACCUACCUCCAAGUAUACGCCUUGUCUGAGCUCGAAUACUUCGGGCCAGUUUCAGAUCAACUCAGUCGCGACAACUUCUCUCUCGACCAAACCAUCACACGACAGCUCCGAUAAAGACCCGAGAGAGAUUUCCGAUUCGCAAUCUGCGUCCGUGACACUCGACGGCCACCCCGCGCCAUUAGUAGCAACCAUGAGCGCGACUCCCGCUGUUCUCAGAGCUUCAGCCUGCUCAGCCUGCAGGUUCUCGGCUUUGCGGCUCUUCGUCAGCAGCUUCGCGAGUCCCAGAGCUCCUCUUCCAGUAGCUCGGACCCGGGUUCUAUCCCCAACCGCCCCGUACUCAACCUUUCGACCCUCCCCUCGACUACUGGCCAGCCCGUCUAGCGAAGAACACGCAGAGCCUGCCGCUCAAGAGCAACCGAACAAGACCGAGGAUGCCCAAGCAGAGGCCAGCACAGAGGCGAACAAUGAAGGCGGCGCUGACGUGCCCUGGUAUCUCCAAGUCGACGCUCCCACACACCCCACCCUUGUACACGAGCCGCCGCCGCUGCCAGACAUCCCCGAAGGCUCUCCCAAGCUGAUGGAGCCCUUGGUCAAGUUUGUGUCCGAUGAGCUGGGCAUGGACGACCUCAAGCUUCUCGAUCUCCGCGAAAUCGACCCGCCACCUGCUCUGGGGCCCGAAGUGCUGAUGCUCUUUGGCACUGCCCGCAGUGAGCGUCACUUGCACGUCUCUGCCGACCGCCUGGUACGCUGGCUGCGCAACCGUGGAGUCACGGCCAAGGCUGAUGGCUUGCUGGGAAGGAAUGAGUUGAAGACCAAGCUGAGGCGCAAGGCUCGCAAGGCGAAGCUUCUCGGUACCACGGGCCUUCCGAGCGGUGCUGACGACGGCAUCACCACCGGCUGGAUUUGCGUCAACCUUGGCACUCUUGGAUGGUCGGACAUGGAAAUGGAGUUCAAGGACGAAAAGGGCGUGACGAGCGGCUUUGGUGUGCCCCAAAGCGGGACCACACUUGUUGUGCAGUUGAUGACGGAGACGCGGAGGGAGGAGUUGGCUCUGGAAAAGCUUUGGAGCGGUAUCUUGCGGCGCAGUCUAGAGAGGCAGGACAAGAUCGCAGGGAAGCUUCCUGAGGCCUCUUUCACCACUUCACCCGACACUGUAUCGGGACAAAGUUUCUCCCCGUCACCCAUUCGUUCAAGUGGACGGAACCGAAAGCGACCUGAUCGCUUGUACUUUUCUACUUCGGCGCGACAGCACGCAGCGGCCGUUGACGUUUCCCAAACUGACCUAGCUACAGCAAUGGCUGGAUGGGAGUACAGCAACGCUAGUCCGUCUACCAUUGACAACCUUUUGGCCCAGGAUACCGAUUCCAAGGUUCAGCUUUUAAUCCAGAUGCAGGAAUACCUCUCCAGCCUUCCCAGGGACCAGGCCCUUUCAGCAGUAUCCCUUUGCGAAGACGGCUCCCCCAGCACCUUUAUGCGCCUGUUCAACCGUGCCAUCGAGAAUUUGCCCUCCGCCCAGGCGUGGGAGGCCCGCCUUUGGGUCGAAAAGGCUGCACGUGCCCUUCAGCACCCCGAUCACGAUCUUGCCCGCCUAGGCGACCUCAUCCAGGAAAUGAAGCUCUCGGGAGCAGCCAAUGUUUCGCGCGAAAAGCUUCCCUUUCAAUGGAUGUAAUCGACAUGCUGUUUUCCCGCGGCGAAAAAGUGAUCGAGUAUGACGUGGUUGUGGCCGUGAUCGAAUCCCUCCUGCAGACCCGCGCCCGCCCACCCGAGGCGCGACGACUUCUCUCUCAGUUUGAGGACUUACUUAGUGAGGCCCAGAUGGAUUGUCCGACUGAAGACGAGAUUAUCAGGUUGCUCGACGUGUAUGCCAACCACCGCGCCUGGGAUAAGUUCUGGAACGUCUGGCGCGUCUUCCCCAGGCAUUGCGAGCGCAGGACCGAGCGCAUGUACACCAAGGUUUACGAGCGCAUUGCAGCGGAGGAUCACCAGGGGAUGGCCACUGAUGCUCUGAGAUGGUGCGUGGAGGAAAUGUGGCAUGAACAACCGCCUGUGCGGGUUACGGCAGCUAUGCUCAAGGCGCUUGAGGCAUGCAUUCGCAUUGCCGACCCGGAGGCGGAGUCAUUGGCCAAGGACAUUGAUGACAGGAUCUCAGACGCACAGUAUAUGGAUCGCGAGUUUGUCAGACUGUGGCUAACUUUACACGGGUCCGCUGCCUGGGGCGCAUAAACAGAGGAGAUGAAUGUACGAUAGCAUGUGGAUGUAAGCCUUAUAUGUAUUAUUAGUAUGGCCCAGUUUCUCCUUGCACAACAUUAUCAGCCCAUCUUAUCUGGCUGCCACGGG
This is a messenger RNA of Neurospora crassa OR74A, 2408 nucleotides long. RefSeq lists its product as hypothetical. Lineage: Eukaryota; Fungi; Ascomycota; Sordariomycetes; Sordariales; Sordariaceae. Gene Ontology annotation, biological process: mitochondrial gene expression; mitochondrial proton-transporting ATP synthase complex assembly; mRNA stabilization. Bases 262 to 1740 code for a protein of 492 amino acids. The transcript is spliced from 2 exons. Gene Ontology annotation, cellular component: mitochondrion. The record is from RefSeq and is a predicted model, not a curated record.